CCACAUUCUAGAGUACCUGGUUACUGAGUGACUGUCUUGUCAACCGAGUUCAAUGACAAAAUGAUGCUGACAUUACAUUUCGUUUUGCUUCUACUCAUCACGGAGGACGUGAUCGGUCUUCCCUGUUUAACCAAUGAGUCAAAAGAGGAUUUCGAUAAAUCCAGAAAAGCCCUAACAGUGGUACAAAGCGAUAUUGGAAAAGUUGUCAAUACACUUGAGAGUAACCAUCAACAGACUAUCAAAACAUUAGAGUCAGCACUAAAACAAACUGUUUCAAUCAUGGAAAAUAAUGUUAAAAAGACAACUGAUGUUUUAAAGAACAACCUCGGGACAUUUAAAACUACGCUGAACAGCAUGGGUCAGAAAAUAAAGAAACUAGAUACUGAUUUUAAAGUGUUGGGAAAAGAUUUUAGAAAGACGAAAUGGAUCAAAUAUGACGGACAUUGUUACUACUAUAGUACUGAAACCAAAGACUGGUUUACAGCAGAGAAAAGUUGUAGGGAAAUUGGUGGAUACCUUGCAAAAGAAGACAGCACUGAUGAAAGAAAUAAUAUUUAUUCAAAUGUAAACAAGAGCUAUAACUACUGGAUCGGUUUGACAGACUUAAAAGAAGGAGAAUUCCGCUGGACAUAUGAUCAGAGCAAAACUGAGGUUAAAAAUUGGCAUCCAGGUUAUGGUAGCAAAGGAACAAAUAACAACUGCGUGGCAACUAGCUAUCAUGCGAGUAAACUGAAUUUUUUCGACUACAGUUGUUCUACCGAGUAUCAAUACAUCUGUGAAAGCAACUUUUGUUUCUGAGACUAAAUGUUCUGCUGCAGAGUUUUAAAAUCUUGAUGACACAGAAAUCCAAAGACGAUUUUUCCUUAAUAAAUUGUUUCUAACAUUC
Mytilus californianus (California mussel) is the source of this 886-nucleotide messenger RNA. RefSeq names its product C-type lectin domain family 10 member A-like. The transcript is spliced from 6 exons. Bases 61 to 798 code for a protein of 245 amino acids. Gene Ontology annotation, biological process: biological process involved in interspecies interaction between organisms. Lineage: Eukaryota; Metazoa; Mollusca; Bivalvia; Mytilida; Mytilidae. Gene Ontology annotation, molecular function: carbohydrate binding. The record is from RefSeq and is a predicted model, not a curated record. Gene Ontology annotation, cellular component: external side of plasma membrane.